AUCAUAAUUUUGCCAGAAAAACAUUGUGGAAAAGUUUAAAACAAGCAGAAAAUAAUAAUAAAAUAAUUUGGAUUUCAUAAAAAAACAUCCGAGGUGGUCUGGCUCGUGUUAACAGCAGUGAAUGAGCGAAAGACGCGCCUAAAAUGUCCGAAAACAAUCAGCCACUUAUUAAUUGAGUAACAACACAACUUGUGCACUUUUCACAAACCAAAUACAAAACGCAUACAAUUUAUUGACUCCAAAUUGUAUCGAAGAAGUCUUUCAAGCUUUGAAAAACUGUUCGGUAUUGACAAAUUCAUAACAAUAUAUUUCAACAGAUUUUGAUUUCAUUGUUUUUGCCAGACAUUUGCGUAUAAACGAUAGAGUUAUUUUAUUUCAAUAGAGAUUUUGUUUUCCCGGUCGUACCUUUGUUACACUUAUACUUGUUUACGUACAUAUGUACAUACAUGCAACGUAUAACGGCUUGUAAAGCUAUUUAAACGUAGUGGGAUAUAACGUAAAAUUGCAUUGUUUAUAUUAAGAACGUUUUAUUUUCGUAAUAAUGGCGGCAUAUUUGAAUCGCACUAUUUCGAUGGUGACUGGAAAUGGCGCCAAUGCAAACAACGGCGCAACGUCUUCGAACUAUAAUCCAAACGCGCUGAUGGUUGAAAAUCGUACCAUGCAAAAUGCUAUUGCUGACAAAUCACCAUUGCAGGUCUUCGUAAGAGCCAAGAAGAAGAUCAAUGACAUCUACGGCGAGAUAGAGGAGUAUGUUAUUGAAACAACACAGUUUAUUAAUGCACUGCAUUCGGAAGCAGAAAUUGUGGACAAGGCGGAACGUGAACUUUUCGAGAGUUAUGUACACAAAGUGGCCGCUAUACGUGAGGUACUUACCAGAGAUCACAUGAAGGUCGCUUUCUUUGGACGUACAUCGAAUGGCAAGAGUUCCGUAAUUAAUGCUAUGUUGCGUGAAAAGAUUUUGCCCAGUGGCAUUGGCCAUACGACAAACUGUUUUUGUCAAGUUGAAGGCUGUGAUGGGCAGGAAGCAUAUUUGAUGAAGGAGGGUUCGGAUGAGAAACUUAAUGUGGUGAAUAUCAAGCAAUUAGCUAAUGCGCUAUGCCAGGAGAAACUUAGCGAAAGUUCAUUGGUACGCAUUUUCUGGCCUAGAGAGCGUUGCAGUUUAUUGCGUGACGAUGUCGUCUUCGUGGACUCGCCUGGUGUGGAUGUUUCAGCCAAUUUAGACGAUUGGAUCGAUAACCACUGCAUUAAUGCCGACGUGUUUGUGCUUGUUUUGAACGCCGAGUCAACUAUGACACGCGCUGAGAAACAAUUCUUUCACACUGUCUCGCAGAAGUUGUCGAAACCGAAUAUUUUCAUACUGAACAAUCGUUGGGAUGCCUCGGCUAAUGAACCGGAAUUUCAAGAUUCGGUUAAGUCACAGCACACAGAGCGUUGCAUUGACUUUUUGACGAAAGAGCUGAAAGUUAGCAAUGAAAAGGAAGCAGCCGAACGUGUAUUCUUCGUAUCAGCACGCGAAACGCUACAGGCACGCCUCGAGGAAGCUAAAGGCAAUCCACCACAUUUGGGCGCCAUCGCCGAAGGCUUUCAGGUGCGUUACUUCGAAUUCCAAGAUUUCGAGCGCAAAUUCGAAGAGUGCAUCUCGCAAAGCGCCGUCAAAACUAAGUUUGAGCAACACAGCUCGCGCGGCAAAAGUCUGUCCGGUGACAUGUGCUCCAUGUUGGAUAACAUACACGAGCGUACAACUAUAUUCAGAAAUUUGAAAAUGGAUCAGAAAACCCUGCUGACGGAGCGCAUACAAGGCACCGAAACGCAAAUGAUGCAAGUGACCCGAGAUAUGAAGCUGAAGAUACACAAUAUGGUUGAGGAGGUGGAGCAAAAGGUGUCGAAGGCGCUCAAUGAGGAAAUUUGGCGUUUGGGCGUGCUGAUCGAUGAAUUCAAUAUGCCAUUCCAUCCGGAACCCUUGGUAUUGAAUAUCUAUAAGAAGGAACUCAACUCGCAUGUCGAAUCCGGUUUAGGUUCGAAUUUGCGCGCUCGACUCUCCAUGGCAUUGGCCAUGAAUGUGGAGGCGGCACAAAGGGAGAUGACAGAUCGCAUGUACACUUUGGUGCCGAAUGAGAAGGUCGUCGUGCAAACGAAAAUCGCCACACGCACACAACCCUUCGAAAUGCUAUACUCACUCAAUUGCCAGAACUUAUGUGCAGAUUUUCAGGAAGAUCUCGAGUUCAAAUUUUCUUGGGGCAUUACAGCGAUGAUUCAGCGUUUCACCGGUAAAGUCAGAGAGCGCAGUAAGAAGGGACCGGCGGCAUUAUUGAAUCGGCCAAGCAGUAUUGGUAAUAUAUCGCCUUCAACACCCGGCACUGAUACACCGUUAUGUCUGAUACCACGUCCAGUUGGCGGCAUUACACAAGAGCAGCUCUCGGUUAUCUCACGCUUUGCAUUGGCAUCUGUUGGCUCGCAGGGCACCGUGGGUGGUCUAAUUGUGGCUGGAAUUAUGCUGAAGACAAUUGGUUGGCGCGUAUUACUCGGUGUUGGCGCGCUGUAUGGUUGUAUAUAUUUGUAUGAACGCUUGUCAUGGACUAAUUCGGCGAAGGAGCGUGCAUUCAAGUCGCAAUAUGUGCGUCAUGCCACCAAAAAGCUAAAAAUGAUUGUCGAUCUCACAUCGGCGAAUUGCAGUCAUCAAGUGCAACAGGAAUUGUCCAGCACCUUUGCGCGCCUCUGCCGUCUGGUUGACAAUGCCACAACCGACAUGAAUGACGAACUCAAAAGCCUUGAAUCCCAACUCACUGUUCUGGAGUCCAAUCAGAAACAGUUGAAAUUGCUGCGCAACAAGGCCAACUAUAUACAAAACGAACUGGAUAUUUUCGAAAACAAUUAUAUUAGGAUAAAUUAGCUAUAAAUUUAGUUGGACAGAAAUAAUAGUGCAUGCGUUCGUCGAUUUUCGGAAUUUUUCGCAUGCGUGUGUGUAGUGAAAUUGAAAGCUAUAAAGCAAAUAAUGUUUGUUGUUUUUAAGUGAAUUUACACAAUUUAUACGCUAUUUCCAUAUAACCAGUGUCAGUUUGUCGGCAUACUAAAUGUAAUUGUGUAUGCUGUUUACCUUUUACAUUAAUCCAAUUAUUUUUUGAAUUUUCAUCUUCAUAAAAUCAUAUUUAACUUUAUUCAGCAACACUCUACUGUGUAUUAAUUAUGUUGCUCAUAUUUAUAUGCAUUAUAUUUAAAGAAUUACGUUUUCUCUUCUACUGUGACACCCUGUGCGGUGAAGAGCAUUUGGCGGUUUGGCAAUUGUAUAAGUAGUCUCUAACGAUAUCUCUUUAACUAUUGUAUUGUUUUUGUUAAUAGCAAAAUGCUAACACUGAACUAUUUUGUUUAAAUGAUGUACAUAUACUAUAUUUGAUGAAAACUAUUUAGCUAAGUGACUGUAACAAGCUAAACGAACAGUUUAAUAAAAUUGAGCAAAAAAAGAAAA
Zeugodacus cucurbitae (melon fly) is the source of this 3463-nucleotide messenger RNA. It is a transcript of the gene Marf, whose product is annotated as transmembrane GTPase Marf. The record is from RefSeq and is a predicted model, not a curated record. Gene Ontology annotation, cellular component: mitochondrial outer membrane. NCBI's taxonomy places the organism in Eukaryota, Metazoa, Arthropoda, Insecta, Diptera, Tephritidae. Gene Ontology annotation, molecular function: GTP binding; GTPase activity. The transcript is spliced from 10 exons. The coding region runs from base 542 to 2890 and encodes 782 amino acids. Gene Ontology annotation, biological process: mitochondrial fusion; mitochondrion localization.